Molecule: messenger RNA, 546 nt
Organism: Mesorhabditis spiculigera
Lineage: Eukaryota; Metazoa; Nematoda; Chromadorea; Rhabditida; Rhabditidae
Source: the annotation of a GenBank genome assembly
AUGCUGUCGAUCUUGUCGAUUGGCCGGACUGUAUUGAGACGGUGCUUUUCAGCCACCGCCGAGGCAGCAAAAAUGCUCGACGUGGUAGCCCCGACCGAAAAACCGGAAGAAAUCGACGAGAUUGAGACAAGGACGCCGCGCACAAAAUCGGCAUAUUCGAUGACGAACUUUCAGACCCUGAAGCUCGAUCAAUACCCCUACUACGUGGAGCGGGAAUGGUGGAAAACGGGGAAGCGAACGUGCUUUUGGGCGACCUGGCGACAAUUACGGGAUUGGAAGAGACGCCUUUGCAUUCAGGAAACCGGUGCAGAUCGAAUGAGGAUGAAGGCGCUAAAGGCAAACACGAUCUUGCCGCAGGCGAUCCGUGAUGAGGCCGCCGACUAUUUGUUGAAGAUGCCAAAGGCCUCUCACCCGAAACUCGUGCUCAACAUGUGCAUGUUCACCGGGCGCCAGCGCGGCAAGAUCAAGCCGUACCGCCUCAAUCGACAUCUUUUCCGGAAAUAUGCCGACCACUCGCAGCUCAGCGGCAUGCAGCGCGCGAUGUGG